AUGGUUGGUGGUGCACCAGCUGCAUGCCCCGCCACCCAGUCUGGGAGCGGCAGGGAGGAGGACGGGUGGCGAGAGCAAAAGGCGAGCAGUGUCUCCUCUGAGUUGAGGCCGACCAGUCACCAGGGUGGCCUCCAGGGUGGUGAGGGUUGGGGUGAUUUGGAAUUGCGGGGAUUUCCCCCUCAUCUGCGCUCUCUCACCUCACUCCAAGACCUUCCUUGUUCCGCCCGUCUCGUCCCCUCACCCUGUGUUUUUCCUACCCUACCUUCUCUAUCCUCCUCUCUUGAUUUCAUCACUCUCCGCCCCCUUUCCCCACCCCCCUCUCUCUACCCCCACCAGGCCUUCCCCAUAGUGGGGGCGCGCUACAGCUGCCUUGACUGCCCAGAGCGAGCGGGCUUUGGCCUCUGUGCUGCCUGCUACAGCUGCCCGCCCGUGUUGCCCCGCCCCGGUUGCGCUCCACCUUCUGCUUGUAACCCCACUUCGCUUCAUCCCUCUCUCACCUCACUCCAAGCCCCAUCUUGUUUUCCCUCCCCCCCUCCCUCAUCAGCCUUUCCUCCUUCCUUCUCAUUCCCCCUCUCUUGGUUUCCCCUCUCUUCCCCCCGUUCUCUCCCCCUUAUCUCCUCCCUUGCCACAGGCCUUCCCCAUAGUGGCGGCGUGCUACAGCUAUCUUGCCUGCCUGGAGUGGGUGGGCUUUGA
Messenger RNA from Closterium sp. NIES-65, 693 nucleotides. The record is from the annotation of a GenBank genome assembly. Lineage: Eukaryota; Viridiplantae; Streptophyta; Zygnematophyceae; Desmidiales; Closteriaceae.